Messenger RNA from Hordeum vulgare subsp. vulgare (domesticated barley), 627 nucleotides. RefSeq lists its product as uncharacterized. The record is from RefSeq and is a predicted model, not a curated record. Bases 35 to 454 code for a protein of 139 amino acids. NCBI's taxonomy places the organism in Eukaryota, Viridiplantae, Streptophyta, Magnoliopsida, Poales, Poaceae. The transcript is spliced from 3 exons. Gene Ontology annotation, cellular component: chloroplast.
GGCCGAAAGGUGAGUGCUAUAGGGUCCGUGGUGCAUGAGUCAGGAGAGCUCUUUUCCUCCUCCACACACACACACCAACCCAGCAACAACCAUGGCCCUCAUGGUUGCUCCGUCGCCACUCCUCACCUCCGGCGGCGGUGCCACCGCCUUCGCCACCCGGCUUACGCCGAAGAAGAAAGGCGCCGGGCUGAUCGUAAGCAAGCGCUCCAGAAUCUCGGCGCAGCUCGGUGGUGGCGGUGGAGGUGGAGAUGGAGAGACGAAGCCUGACGGCAAGAAGUUCAUCACCAGAGAACAGGAGCCAGAGCAGUACUGGCAGACUGCCGGGGAGAGGAAGGGGGAGAACCCCAUGAUGACGCCGCUGCCCUACAUCGUCAUCUUCGGCUUCUCCACCCCCUUCAUCAUCCUCGCCAUCGCCUUCGCCAAUGGAUGGAUCAAGACGUCCCUCAUCCGCUGACCUCCGGUCGACCGAUCGAGCUCUCCUCCUUCCCCUUCCGGCGAGAGAGAUGGCUUGCUUCCAUUCUAUAGAGAUUACUGUAAAGCUGUAUGUAAUUCAUUUCUUCAGAGAUCUUUAUAUAGUGGAGUCACCAGCUGCUCUGCAUUCAUGAAUGCAUCUGGUUCUUCAUAAAA